Messenger RNA from Anisakis simplex (herring worm), 486 nucleotides. NCBI's taxonomy places the organism in Eukaryota, Metazoa, Nematoda, Chromadorea, Rhabditida, Anisakidae. The record is from the annotation of a GenBank genome assembly.
AUGACAAGCUCAAGUGAGGGUGAACUCCUUCAAGUGGCGCAAUUAAUCCGCGAGCGAUGGAAAAUUCGAAUUCAGAAGAUGAAAAUUGGUGGAGGUGGUUUCGGUGAAAUCUAUGAGGCAAACGAUAUUCAAAAUCACAACGAGCGAGUUGCUGUGAAAGUGGAGUCGAGCAAAGCCACCAAACAAGUGCUCAAAAUGGAAGUUGCCGUCUUGAGGAGACUCCAAGGAAAACGUCAUGCGUGUAAAUUUUACGGGUGUGGCCGUAAUGAAAAGUUCAACUACUUGGUCAUGAGUCUACAGGGUAAAAACUUAGCAGACUUAAGGCGAGAAUCGCCACGUCAAUGCUUCUCGUUGUCGACAGCGAUUCGAAUCGGUAUUCAGAUUCUUGCAGCAAUUCGCGAGAUUCAUUCAAUUGGCUUCUUGCAUCGUGAUAUCAAACCAGUGAGUCUUUUUGCGAAUACAUCUUCAUCAUAUUCCUUCGUUUAG